AUGUACGGGUCCGAGACUGUCACCGACUUAGAGCGCACAGCUUUUAGGAAAGCAGAGAAGAAAUACAAGCUCUAUUACGAUCAAACUAAAAAGAAAAAGCAACCAAGACCUGUAGAUUUGUCGGAAGUUAUUGACUUCAAGUCCAUUCUGGAGUCCCAUAAUCGAAAAGAUGAACUUCCUCCUCAAGUUUCCGCACUUGAAUCUGAUUUUGAACAGCCUGUUUUUUGCUUGAAAAAACGCCCUGGUUUUUAUUUUAUUCCUGGGGCAUUGAGCAUUGAAGAACAAUGUCAAUGGCUUAGGGAGAGCUUAAAAAGCUUCCCACAGCCUCCCAAUAGGACAAAUCAUAAUGCUAUUUAUGGGCCAAUACAAGACUUAUUCGUUGCUGCCAAAGAAGGAAAAGUUUUAGUUGAGGAAGAGAGUUCAUCAAGAAAUUUGGAUUCCAAUACUAAUUAUAUUCUCGGCAACAUAAAUAUUCCUAGGUGGAAAUUUGUUGAGGAGCGUGGUGCAUCAACGGGAGGAGAUACACGCAAAUCAGAGUUGGCUUCUAUUUUGCUGCGGAAGUUGCGGUGGUCGACCCUUGGCCUGCAAUUUGAUUGGUCCAAGCGGAGCUAUGAUGUUUCUCUCCCACACAAUAAGAUCCCUGAUGCACUUUCUCAACUGGCAAAAAAGAUGGCAGCACCUGCAAUGCCACUGGGCGAAGAAUUCUGGCCCGAAGCUGCAAUAGUUAAUUACUUUGGAUUAGGGGAUAUGCUUGGUGGCCACCUUGAUGACAUGGAAGCAGAUUGGAGUAAACCUAUAGUAAGCAUGAGUUUGGGCUGCAAAGCUAUUUUCCUUCUCGGAGGGAAGUCGAGAGAGGAUCCACCAACAGCAAUGUUCCUUCGAAGUGGUGAUGUUGUACUUAUGGCAGGAGAAGCAAGGGAGUGCUUUCAUGGUGUGCCCCGGAUCUUUACUGAUGAAGAGAAUGCUGAAAUAACCCCUCUUGAAUUGCGGUUCUCAGAUGCAGAUGGUCUUUAUUAUCUUGAAUACAUUAAAUCUUCGAGAGUUAACAUCAAUAUCAGACAAGUUUUCUAA
Molecule: messenger RNA, 1071 nt
Organism: Ilex paraguariensis (yerba mate)
Lineage: Eukaryota; Viridiplantae; Streptophyta; Magnoliopsida; Aquifoliales; Aquifoliaceae
Source: the annotation of a GenBank genome assembly